Ochotona curzoniae (black-lipped pika) is the source of this 2193-nucleotide messenger RNA. It is a transcript of the gene SLAMF7, whose product is annotated as SLAM family member 7. Bases 63 to 1079 code for a protein of 338 amino acids. The transcript is spliced from 7 exons. Lineage: Eukaryota; Metazoa; Chordata; Mammalia; Lagomorpha; Ochotonidae. Gene Ontology annotation, cellular component: external side of plasma membrane. The record is from RefSeq and is a predicted model, not a curated record. Gene Ontology annotation, biological process: T cell activation.
CUCUCAGGAUCAGAGUGCUAGUAGCUUGAGCGCACCUUAGUGACUGAGAUCCACAGAGCAACAUGGCCGGUUUCCCAACACUUCCCAUCCUCAUCUUUCUUCUCUGCCAACUCCCAGUGUUGGACGCUUCAGAAGAAUUGAAGGAGCUGGUCUGUGCCCUAGGUGGAUCUGUGACUUUUCCUCUGAAUUUCACCAUAGAGCCGGUUGACAGUAUUGUCUGGACCUUCGAAACAGUCACUCUUGCCACCAUACAGCCAGCCAUGGAGAACAAUCCAGCCAAGAUCAUAGUGACUCAAAGUCGUAACAGGGAUAGGAUGAACUUCACAAGUGAAAACUACUCCCUGAAACUCGAUAAGCUGAUGAAGAAUGAUUCGGGUGCCUACCGUGUGGAAAUACACAGUUCAUCCUCCCAGAAUCCCUUCAUCCAAAAGUAUAAGCUGGAUGUCUAUGAGUACCUGGUAGAGCCCAAAGUCACCAUGGCUCUGCAGAGCAAUAAGAAUGGCACCUGCAUGACCAAUCUGACAUGUUCCAUGGAGCAAGAAGGAGAAAAUGUGACCUACAGCUGGAAGGCCCAAGGGCAGAUGAUGAACAUGUCCUAUAACGGCUCCUUCCUCCCCAUUUCCUGGAGUCUGGAGGAAAGAGAUAUGAGCUUCAUCUGCAUUGCCAGUAACCCCAUCAGCAGCAACUUCUCCCGACCCAUCUUUGCCAGGAAACUCUGUGAAGGUGUCACUGGUGACACAAAUUUCUUCAUAUUCUUCUUGUGUCUCCUGUUGGUACCCAUCACGCUUGUUCUCCUUGUUCCGGUGCUGGUUCAUUGGAGAUCACAGAGAAAGAAAGAAAAAGAGUUCAUGGAAAAGAAGAGAACAAAUUCUCACCAGAAAAGUCCUGAGUUCCACCCACAUUCUGGAGAGAACUCGGAGUAUGCCACAAUCUCAUCUUCUGAUAAAAAAACCUCAGAAGAAGAUCCUGAGAAUAUAUUGUAUUCUACUGUACAGAUACCAAAAAAGGUGGAGAAUCCGCACUCGCUGCCUGGGAUACCAGACGUAGCAAGGCAAGUCAGCUUUGAGAAUGUCAUCUAAAAGCAGUGCAUUCCAUCAAGUCCUUCCCAGAAGAAAAUGACAGGAGCAGUCAGUGACCUGACCAGAGCAUCAAGGAAGAAUUAAGAGCACUGACUUCUAGAACACACCAGCUUGUAACUAGCUUUCACAUUUAAGAAUUCAUAAUUCUACUUACCUCUACUCAGACUCUAAAAGAGAAAUCAUUUCUUCCUGAAAAUGUGGUUGUCAGCUUGUCAGAAAACCCCAAGAAAGCAGCUUAGAAGAGAUUUUGUAGAAAUGGAGAUGUAAAGUAGUGUCACUGGUAUUAAUGAUAGCCUCUGUUGCAUUAAUAACGGCUCCAAGCCAAGGCUUGGCAUCCCAUCUCACUCCACGGCUGGAGGUCAGAAUAUGCCAAGAGUCUGCUUGCCAGGAGAGCAAGUCUUCUGGCCAGAUAUAUGGGAAUAGCAAGUCCAGCAGAACCAGGUAUAGAUACUGACUCCUCAGUACUGGGUGCCUGGUACUGUGCUAUGCCAAGACACCAUCUUGAGAAAAUGGUUCCUCAUGGACAUCUUUAAUGGGCAGCUUUAGUAGACCUGAUCACAGUUGGCCAGAGAAUUGAGUAUAUAGGACUUGAAGGCCAAAGUACAGAAAGAUGGAGAAUCCAGGCCAAAACAGUGGUUGGCACCAUUGACUGAGACUCAUAGAUGGACCUGGACAAGGACAAAGACCUCCAGCACUAACUUUAUUUAUAUUCUUGGGCUACAGGAAAAUAGCCUGGGACCAAGGUUUGUAUAGGAGCCAAUUUCAUUGGUGAAAUGGAAACAGAGGGCACAUUUUGGACCUAGUAAAGGAAAUCAGGGGUCAAAGAAUGGUGGCUUGGGAGAUGAUUACUGGAAAACCUUUCACAUCUUUAAUUUGCUCAGCAAAUGUUUUUUGAGAACUUGUACUAAGACAGUCUGGUAAAUGAAACAAACUUGAUCCCUGCCUGCAAUAGAACUCACCUUCUUUUGAAGAAGUAAAAACCUGGAGAGAGGGGGUGGGGCAAGCUGCUUCUGAUUGGUUCCCUGACACAUGUCUUAACUGGAGCCAUGAAGGAAUCUGGUGUCCCAGUGCUGGCAGUAGGAACUCAAGUAGGACAAAGUCUGUUUAACCUUGU